Corythoichthys intestinalis (scribbled pipefish) is the source of this 4110-nucleotide messenger RNA. RefSeq names its product DGCR8 microprocessor complex subunit (gene dgcr8). NCBI's taxonomy places the organism in Eukaryota, Metazoa, Chordata, Actinopteri, Syngnathiformes, Syngnathidae. The transcript is spliced from 14 exons. Gene Ontology annotation, molecular function: double-stranded RNA binding; primary miRNA binding; heme binding. Bases 389 to 2734 code for a protein of 781 amino acids. The record is from RefSeq and is a predicted model, not a curated record. Gene Ontology annotation, biological process: primary miRNA processing. Gene Ontology annotation, cellular component: microprocessor complex.
CGGGUAAUGACAAUGCGGUUGUAUGAAGUGUGCGCGUCUUCAAGAUGGCGGGGCUACAAAUUAGUAUGUGUGAACAUUAACUAGGUAGUUAGGGACUUGACAAGACAGUUAUAUGUAUUGCUGCCAGAGGAAUCCGCAGGAGGAUGGUGAUCAUUGUCUUGAUCCCACAUUAGGCUGAAUGCAUUGUGAUUUCCAAUAAUUGAGACAGUGAUUCUGAAAGCUGUCUACAUUAAUGAAAAGAACAAUGUAGCCAGCUUAGCAUAUCCAUCUGAAACGUGUGCUAUUCUGUAAUUUGCUUCUGCAUGCAUCCUACUUUUAAAUAAGAACCAGGAGUAGUUUUUAAGCUAAUUAAUUCUUUUGAGAACGUUUAGAUUCUAAAUUUUGAAAAAUGGAACUAGAUGACAUUUUACCACCUCUCCCUUUGGAGCCACCUAACGAUUUUGGCAGAGAUGAGGGCAGAGCACCUCCACCACCUCCCCUGCAAACGUCCAGUGACGCAGAGGUAAUGGACGUUAGCUCUGGUGGUGAUGGAUACAUAUGCAUCCCAGGGGAUGGGGAAGCAAAACCACAAGAGCCCCUCAAUAUUACUACAAUUGCUUUCUGUAGUGAGCCCUCGUAUGAGGCUAGUUACUCCAACUCAUUGUGUCCCAGAACAGCUCGUCACGCUCCCCCUUCAACCAAGUUCCGACCAGAUAUCAAGCUGCUCAGGGAUGUUCAGGUUCGUGUUAGCUUCACUGAAAGCAGCUGUAGCAAAGACAGGAAGGUUUUGUAUACAGGUGAAGGGCAAGAUAGAGGCAGCGAUGAUGGGUUAGAUCAUUUGAAUGGUGAGUUGAAUUUCUUUUCGAGUGAUCAGGAAGUUGCUGAAGGUAGUUCAGGAACAGCACACGGAGCAGGUAGGGUUGAAGAGAAUGACAUAGACACUGAGAACAAAGUAGAGUAUGCUGUCCUGGAUGAGUUGGAUGACUUCUGUGAGAAUUUCAUGGAGAAUGAAGAUGAAGAAAAUGGCGGCUUUAAAUCCGAGGUCAUAGUUCAGCAGGAGCAAACCUACGACGAGUCCAUGGCUUACACAUUUGAGGAGGAAUUCGACAACGAUGUUGAUGCUCUUCUAGAGGAGGGCAUGCCGGUCCCCAAAAAGAUGCGUCCAGCAGAGGACAAAUAUGAUGGCGACAGUGAUCACCACUCAGAUGGAGAAGGUGUUCAACCAAUGAUGACCAAAAUUAAAACAGUCUUGAAAAGCCGGGGACGUCCACCCACUGAGCCACUUCCGGAUGGAUGGAUCAUGACAUUCCACAACUCAGGCAUUCCAGUCUACCUGCACAGAGAGACCAGAGUAGUAACUUGGUCUAGGCCCUACUUCCUUGGAACAGGCAGCAUCCGAAAACAUGAUCCUCCAACUAGCAGCAUCCCCUGCUUACACUAUAAAAAGAUGAAGGAACAUGAGGAGAAGGAACUGAAUGGCGAGGUAGAUCUUCAAGCAGAAAAGUCUCCUGUUAAACCCACCAAUGAGGCAAAUGGUGACGACCCUGUUGAAAAUUCUGACAACGUAGCUGAGGUACAUGAUAACGUGCCAGCCUUCAAUCCUAUCGAUGGUGGCUUAGUGGAUGAGGGCAUCCCCAACCACUGUCAGCCCAACAAAGAGGCCCAACCAUGCGACAUUGCUCAAGGAGCCCUUGGACAAGUCAGGGCCAAAGUGGAAGUUUGCAAGGAUGAGUCUAUUGAACUUGAAGAAUUUCGCCUAUACCUGGAAAAGUGUUUUGACUUUGAACAAGUAACAGUGAAGAAGUUCCGAACUUGGGCUGAGCGAAGGCAGUUUAACAGAGACAUGAAGCGGAAACAGGCAGAAUCAGAGCGGCCUAUCCUUCCAGCAAACCAGAAACUCAUUACACUGUCUGUUCAAGAUGCCCCCACUAAGAAAGAAUUUGUCAUCAAUCCCAAUGGGAAGUCUGAAGUUUGCAUCUUACAUGAAUACAUGCAGCGUGUCCUAAAGGUUCGACCUGUUUACAACUUUUUUGAAUGUGAGAAUCCAAGUGAACCCUUUGGCGCCUCAGUCAUUAUAGAUGGAGUCACCUACGGCACAGGGACUGCUAGUAGUAAAAAACUUGCCAAGAAUAAAGCUGCAAGAGCCACACUGGAAAUUCUUAUUCCUGACUUUGUGAAGCAGACCUCUGAGGAAAAGCCUGUUGAGGCAGAUGAACUUGAGUAUUUUAACCAUAUCAGUAUAGAAGACUCAAGAGUAUAUGAGCUGACCAACAAAGCAGGGCUUCUUUCACCUUACCAGAUCCUUCAUGAGUGCCUUAAAAGAAAUCACGGAAUGGGAGACACUAGCAUAAAAUUUGAGGUGAUACCAGGGAAGAAUCAGAAGAGUGAAUAUGUGAUGACUUGUGGGAAGCAUACCGUGCGUGGCUGGUGCAAGAAUAAGAGAGUUGGCAAACAAUUGGCAUCUCAGAAGAUCUUACAAAUGCUUCAUCCUCAUGUGAAGAACUGGGGCUCACUGCUGCGAAUGUAUGGUCGGGAGAGUAAUAAGAUGGUCAAAAAGGAGAGCUCUGACAAGAGUGUGAUUGAGCUGCAGCAGUUUGCUAAAAAGAACAAACCAAACCUUCAUAUCUUGAACAAACUUCAAGAAGAGAUGAGGAAACUGGCCGCACAAAGGGAGGAAACUAGAAAGAAACCCAAGAUGACCAUCAUGGAAUCUGCCCAGCCAGGAAGUGAACCUCUCUGCACUGUUGAUGUUUAACCAUAAAGAUAGAUGCCAGACUCUUUUCAGCACUGCAACAUAACCGCUAUGUAGGAUCAUGUCGUUAGAACUGCUUGCUUAUUUUACCCGCAUAUAAAUUGGAUUGGCUGGUAGACAUCAGGGUGGGACAAAAUGCACUAACAGACCAUAGCGCAAAUACCAUCUACCUCUCUAGAUGCAUCCCAGCUAUGGUACAAGGAGGAAGUCCCCUUUGUGCAGCUAGAUGGCAUGUCUUAAAAAUUGUAAAAAUACAAUGCAUGCACAUCUAACUGCGGGAACCACUACUUACCAUAGUUUUAAAGUGUCUUAAUAGCUGCAUUUCAGUACCAUCACUUGCAUUUUUGUAAAUGUGUAAUGCAUUUGGAAGGGACUACGUUAUUCAUACCAUUCAAUUGAAACAAAAUUACAUGUUUUAUAAUUGGUUGGUGUUAUGGAGGCGUAAAAAUGUUUUUUCUUCAGAAUUGGUUUGCAUGCUUGAAAACGUUGUGAAGUGACUAUUUUGAACAAUUGUUAUACAACAGUCCUGUCUAAAAUCACUGCUUUUUGGUGAUCGUUCAUAUUUGUCACCCUCCAUUUGCGACAAUAGGCCACGCGAUUUAUUAGGGUAGUAAUAUGCCAUGCACACCAAAUAACAUUUCACUCUAGUUGUAUUUUUAUGCCCUUACCCUAAAUUAAAUUGCCUUAGUUAAUCCAUGUCACAAAGGGCUUUGAGCGUAUAGAUUGGACCUAAAACAUGACCAGUAAUUUAGACCAAGUCCCCGCUACAAAAUAAAGCAUUUAUCUAGCAAAUUAGUGUUUUUAAAUAUAAUUAUGUCCGCAGCAUGUUAAUGUCUUAAUGUACUCUGCAUUGGUUUUGUCUUUUUACCUUUUGACAGCUGACCAUGUACAGUAUAUGACUUAAGUUCAAGAUAUUGUGCAGAAUGCAUCCUUGCAAAUUUCAGUUGGAAAGCUGAUGUGUUAGUCAACUUCUGUCCAACACAAGCUUCUUAAACUAUACCAAAGUCUAAAUCCAGUCAUAUGCAUUUUAUAGACUACCUAAUAUUUCUGUGCUGUACUGUAGCGUCAAAAGAAAAUCUGUAAAAGAUUAAAAAACAUGCUAAAAUAGAAAACUGCUGUGUAAUGAACUAUUUGGCUUGUGACAUCCUUCAGAUGUGAGGCUGUUGUGAAUUUGGUUUUAUGAAUUUGCUAUAAUUUUCCUGUUGUGUGUGUGUGUGUGUAUCCUGUAUCUCUGUGUGGAACUUGCUUUUUACAUGUUAUGCUCUUGUACCAGUGAUUUUUUUUUGGAAUGACGUUGCCUACAAAAAGUACAAACUGUAUUGCAACAGGAACUCCACGGCUGGUGUUUGUUAUGCAAAAUAAAAUGUAUUGACAAUAAA